Aureococcus anophagefferens is the source of this 2634-nucleotide messenger RNA. RefSeq lists its product as hypothetical. The transcript is spliced from 2 exons. Lineage: Eukaryota; Pelagophyceae; Pelagomonadales; Pelagomonadaceae. The coding region runs from base 1 to 2634 and encodes 877 amino acids. The record is from RefSeq and is a predicted model, not a curated record.
AUGGCCGCCGCGGUGACGCGCGUCACGGUCACCUACGAGUCGCCGGGCCAGCCGUACUUCACGCGCUUCACGGUGGACCCCGGCGACUCCGGGCGGCGCCACACGGUCGGCGAGCUGCUCAACUCGUUCUGCGUGCAGCACCGCAAGAAGUACGGCGCGGCGAGCGACCUCGUGCGCGAGGACGCGGCCAUCGUCGCGUCCGGCGGCCGCCUGCUGCCCGUCGACGCGCGGCUCGGCGACUGCCUGGGGGUUUCGGGUCCGGGCUACGCGGGCUGGGCCGUCGUCCAGCGCAAGAACAGCGUCGAGAAGAGCCGGACGGUCUUCCCGCCCAUGCUGGAGAAGGCGGCCAUGGAGCUCCGCGUCGGCGUCACGGGCAUCGUCGGGCGGCGCGCGGCGGAGGGCGCGCCGCCGGAGCCUCGCGAAACGCUCGCGUACCUCGCGUCGCGCCUCGAGGACCUGACCGGGCCGGCGGCGACGCACGCGGGGCUCGACGUCGUCCACGCCGCCGUGCGCGACGCGGCGCUCGCGGCCGUCGCCGGCGGCCGGCUGCGCGGGGACCUCGCCGCGCGCGCGGCCAAGGUCUCGAACCCGGCGCCGGCGCCGUGCCUCGAGCCGCCGCGGCGCCGCGCCGUCAAGGUCUUCGCGCUCCUCGCGGCGACGGCGCGGCCGCCCGGCGACCCGCGCGGCGGCGGAGCCGCGCGCGCGUUCCGCGGUUUGCCGUCCGCGCUGAAGCAGAUCGACCGCCUCGACGGCGUCCUCGUGUCCUACGACGCCGCGGACCCGGCGCUCGCGCGCGACUGCGCCCAGCUCCUCGCGGCGCUCGCGGCCCGGGAGCCGCCGGGCUUCCUCCGGGGCUUCCCCCGGCUUUCGCCGACGAGCCGCCAGCGCCACUUCGCGCUCCUCGCCGGCGCGCUCGCCGCCGAGGGCCGGGGACGGGAGUCCUGGGCCCUCCUCGGCUCCUGCGGCGACGUCUGGCAGGACUGCCGCGCGGGCUGCUACCGCGACGCCGCGGAACGCCGCGCGGACCAACGCGCGACGCUCUUCUCCGCGGACCGCUGCGCGCGCGCGGCGGACGGGCCCGCGUCGCCCCGGAGCGUCGCGAAGCUCGCGGCCGCGGGGGCUUUGCGCGAGGGCAACGACCCGACGUCGUCGACGAUGAUGGUCCGCGUCGACGCGCUCGCGGCCUUCGCGCGGGCCGGCGCCGUGCUGCAGACGGAGACGGGGCUCCAGACCUACCUCGCGCGGUCGUGCUACCGCCAGCGCUUCGCGCCGCUCGCUCCCUUCGCGCGGUGCUGGCUCGUGCACAUGGACGGGGACCGGGGCGACCUCGACGCGCCCGCGGACGACGGCGGGCGCCUGGAGGCGGAGCUCAAAAGGCGGUUCCCGGAGCUCGCGGGCGCCGCGCUAUCGGCCGUGCUCGCGGACCGCCACCGCACGGUGGACGUCUACCUCGCGGCCCACGCGGGCGCGCCCUGCGCCGUCCGCGCGGACACGUUCCUCUCGCUCGCGGGCGCGCUCGUCCGCGAGAAGUUCAGGGGCCAGCCGCCGCGCCUGCCCGCGGACCGCAACGUCGCCCUCGUCAACUUCCUCGCCAAGGACGCGGUCUUCAGCCUCCUCGACCGCGCCAAGGACGCGGGCAUCGAGCUCGAGAUGACGGGGAAAGCGGCGGAGCCGCGAGUCGCCGUGCUCGCCGCGCUCUCCCUGACCGCCCGCGCCCUCGUCGCGCCGCCCCGCCACUGCUUCGGCCGCGGCCGGCCCCUGCUCUACGUCGAGGCCGACGCCGAGGCCCAGACCGACGCCGCCGCGCCGGCGCCCGCGCCGGCGCCCGUGCCCUUCGACAUCGAGCGGCGCGUGCUCGAGGCCAAGGGCAAGCUCGACGAGGAGCGGUCGCGCGCGAAGCUCGAGUCCAUCCGCGGGCGCCGCGAGCGGCGGAAGGACCUACUCCGAUCCGUGAAACUCGCGAAGCUCCGGCAGCGGCUGAGCGCCUUCGGCUUCAGCGAGGUCGACGAGGAGCUCGGGCGGGCGAGCGCGGCGCGCCGGGCCCAGGACUCCUUCGGCGACGUCGACCUCUCCGAGAAGGCGUCCUGGUUGGGGCCGUUGGCGGAGGGCCUGCUCCCGCCGCGCGACGGCGAGGCGCCGGCGGCGAACGCGACGGCGCAGCGCCGGGCGUCGCUGGCGACGGGGCUCAAGGUGCCGCCGCCGAAGCCGCCGCGGGCGCCGCGCGCGGCCGCGGCCGCCGGCGGCGGCGCGCCGAGCCCGGCCGCGCCGCCCGCGCCGCCGCCGCCGCCGCCCGUCGCCGGCGACGGCCUGCGGCCCGUGCCGCCCAAGCUCGGCGCGCCGGCGAAGCGGGCCGUCGUCCCGCUGCCGACGGCGCGGCCGGCCGUCGUCGCCGCUCUCGAGCCGUCGGACGCGCCGUCCGCCGACCGGAACCGCACGGACCCGGUGCUCCAGACCGCCGAGGUCCGCGCGGCGCCGCCCGACGCGGACCCGGACGAGCCCGACCCGCCGCCGGGCACCGAGCAGGGGAAGCGCGCCGCGUUCUCCGCGUUCCUCGGCCGCCUUCGGCCGGGCCCGCGCGGCGGCGGCAAGCCCCACCUGUCGACGCGGUCGAGCUUCGGGCGCCGGGGCGGCUAA